This is a messenger RNA of Ramularia collo-cygni, 1161 nucleotides long. Its product is annotated as related to glucose-6-phosphate/phosphate and phosphoenolpyruvate/phosphate antiporter. NCBI's taxonomy places the organism in Eukaryota, Fungi, Ascomycota, Dothideomycetes, Mycosphaerellales, Mycosphaerellaceae. The transcript has 5 exons. The coding region runs from base 1 to 1161 and encodes 386 amino acids. Gene Ontology annotation, molecular function: antiporter activity. The record is from RefSeq and is a predicted model, not a curated record. Gene Ontology annotation, cellular component: Golgi apparatus; endosome; trans-Golgi network.
AUGGAUUCCAAGGAGAACACGCGCCCGUCGGCGGAGCAAGAGCGUACGCUCGAGGGCGGCGAGGCUCCACCCGUCGCCAAGGCAGCGACCAAGGAGCUGCAUCCGGCCUUUUACAUUGCACUUUGGAUCGGACUUUCUUCUUCUGUCAUCAUCUUCAACAAAUGGGUGCUCCACAGCGCCGAGUUCAAAUUCCCUCUUUUCUUGACAACAUGGCACAUGGUCUUCGCAACCGUCAUGACUCAAGGUCUGGCCAAAUUCACCACGGUCCUUGAUGGCAGACAUAAAGUCCCAAUGACCCCACAGCUGUACAUGCGUGCAAUUGUCCCAAUCGGCCUGUUCUUCAGCUUCAGUUUGAUCUGUGGCAAUGUGGCGUAUUUGUACUUGAGCGUGUCCUUCAUUCAGAUGCUCAAGGCUCUGAACGCAGUCGUCACCCUCCUCGCAACCUGGGCCUUUGCCAUCAGCCCGCCCGAUAUGAGGAAACUGGCCAACGUCUCCGCAAUCGUCGUCGGUGUGAUCAUCGCCUCUUUCGGAGAGAUCAAAUUUGUCAUGUUCGGUUUCCUCAUCCAGCUGGCUGGAAUCUUCUUCGAGGCUGUCCGACUUGUCAUGGUCCAGCGUAUUCUGAGCUCGCCAGAGUUCAAGAUGGACCCUCUGGUUUCACUCUACUACUAUGCACCAGCCUGCGCUGCCAUUAACGGUUUCUUCACCCUUUUCAUCGAGCUCCCAAAGAUGGGCAUGGAUGACAUCUACCGCGUCGGUGUCUUUGUCUUGAUCGCAAACGCAGCUGUUGCUUUCAUGCUGAACGUUUCCGUGGUCUUCCUGAUUGGCAAGACUUCUGCUGUCGUCCUCACACUUUCCGGAGUGCUAAAGGACAUUCUGCUCGUUGUGGCUUCCAUGGUCAUCUUCCUGGAUCCCGUAUCCCCUCUGCAGUUCUUCGGCUACUCCAUUGCUCUCGGCGGACUGGUAUGGUACAAGCUUGGAGCGGACGGCGUAAAGAACGGACUGCGAGAUGCCCAGGUUACAUUCGGCAACAUGCGUCAAGAAAACCCCACCCGUGCUAAUGCGCUGAUUGGUGGUGCCAUYUUCUUGGUCCUUGUUCUCGGGUACUUCAUCUUCGGGUCCUCAAUCACCGCAGAGUCGCAGAGUCCAUUUGCUGGUCAAUGA